AAAUGAUCACGUAGAAGGUCACUAAUGACUAAUAAAACAAUUAAUCUCCUUUAUGCGAUAGUUGAAUAUGUAUGAAUUAAGAUGGAUUGCGAUUGAAACUAUGUGUAAAAAAAUAUGUGGCAAGAUUGCAACUAAUCAAAUCUGUAUUUUUUAAUCUUACGUUUUCUUUCCAGUUUUAUAUCCAGAAUUGUAUAUAGACUACAAAUGUAUAAUCUUCUGACAAAUUAAUGAAAGUUUGAUACAAUAUGGAUUAUUUUCAACUUCUCUGCACCAUUGGAGCGUUAUUGUUCGCGAUUUAUUAUUACUUCACUUUAACCUUUGACACAUGGAAGAAUCGUGGCAUACCUGGACCAAAACCUAUGAUCUUUUUUGGUAAUUUCCAAGAAGUUAUCUUCAAAAAAAUAUCACUGGCCGAAAAAACAAAACAAUUAUAUCAAGAAUACAAAAACGAGUUAGUUUUUGGAGUAUUUCAAGGAAGAUCUCCUAUUCUUGUUGUUAACGAUUUGGAUAUGAUCAAGGAUGUUCUCAUCAGAGAUUUCAGCUUAUUCGCGGAUCGAGGAAUUCAUGUAAAUCCUAAGGUAGAACCAAUAUUUCAAACUCUCUUCGCAUUGGAAUCUAAAACAUGGCGACCAUUGAGAACGAAACUCUCUCCAGUAUUUACAUCAGGCAAAUUAAAGGAUAUGUUCCCUCUUAUACUGGAUUGCGCAAAAAAUUUAGAGGAAUACGUGGAAAAAGUAAGAAAGAGCGGAGAACCGGUGGACUGUCGUGAUAUGGCUGCAAAAUUCACGACCGACGUAAUUGGCAGCUGCGCGUUCGGAGUGUGCAUGAAUUCUCUUUCGCCCGAAGGAAGCGAAUUUCGUCGAAUGGGGGAAGAACUUGGCAAAUUCAGCUUCAAACGCUUAGCCAGAGAUUUUACCAGGCUAUAUAUGCCAUUUUUGUUCGAUAUAAUUGGUGGUUACUUACAAUCGCACGAAAUUAACAACUUCUUUAUAAAUCUGAUCCGUGACUCGAUCAAAUACAGACAGGAGAAUAACGUAUUCAGGCCAGAUUUUGUCAACACGUUGAAAGAACUAAAGGAACAUCCAGAAAAAUUAGAAAAUAUUGAAUUAACCGAUGCGCUUCUCACUUCGCAAGCACUCGUCUUCUUCCUCGCUGGAUUUGAAACAUCUUCGACAACCAUUUCGAAUGCUCUCUACGAGUUAGCUCAAAAUCAGGAAAUGCAAGAUAAAUUACGAGAAGAAAUAAAAGAAGUUUGCAAGAAUAAUGACGGAGCAUUUUCAUAUACAGAUGUGAAAGAAAUGAAGUAUUUGGACAAGGUGUUUAAAGAAACAUUGAGAAAGUAUCCAGUAUUGUCGGUACUAAGCAGACAAGCGAUGGAAAAUUAUACGUUUAAAGAUACUAAAAUUAAAAUAUCGAAGGGGACAAAGAUAUGGAUACCAGUAUAUGGAAUUCAACAUGAUCCAAAUAUUUAUCCGGAACCUGAAGUAUUCGAUCCCGAAAGAUUUGAGGAUGAUGCUGUCGCUAACAGACAUCCUAUGAGUUAUUUGCCAUUUGGCGAUGGACCAAGAAAUUGUAUCGGUGCUCGUUUUGCGCAUUAUCAAAGCAAGAUAGGUCUUAUCACGAUUCUGCGUGAUCAUAAAGUUGAAGUUUGCGCGAAAACAUUGAUACCGUAUAAAUCCGAACCGCGAAAUAUCUUGAUGAUACCAAAAGGAGGAAAAAUAGAGUUGAAAAUAACGAAAGUUUAAUUAUUAACAUAUUCUAUAUUUAUUUUAAUUUUUAUGUUUUUUUAAUAUUUUUUAAUAUUUUUAUGCUAUUAAUAUUUUAUUAUAUUUUAUUUAUAUUUUAAUGUUUAGUUUUGGAAAGAGAUAUUUUUUAAAAAAAAUGUUCAACAAAAAAUAUUUUUACAAUCUAAUUGGGAGAUAUUAAUUCGCAUAAUUAAUAUUAAAACAAAUGUUUGUAUUUUUCAUCUCGUUUUGUAUUUGCUAGAAAGUUCUUAGAAAAAAAUCUUUUUCGAAAAAUAAGUAGAAAUAUAUAAAUCACUAUAAGU
Apis laboriosa (Himalayan honeybee) is the source of this 2047-nucleotide messenger RNA. Its product is annotated as probable cytochrome P450 6a14. The transcript has 6 exons. Gene Ontology annotation, molecular function: oxidoreductase activity, acting on paired donors, with incorporation or reduction of molecular oxygen; iron ion binding; monooxygenase activity. NCBI's taxonomy places the organism in Eukaryota, Metazoa, Arthropoda, Insecta, Hymenoptera, Apidae. The record is from RefSeq and is a predicted model, not a curated record. The coding region runs from base 246 to 1745 and encodes 499 amino acids.